UUACAUUUUCACGACGGUCCCUUGGGAGAAAGCACGCCACGCCACGUACGUCGUUGUAGGCGUCCUUUUACUUUCAGGAAAGUCGUUGGCGAGAAAACAAGAAGGCGGUUGGUAGUCUAGCGAUCUGUGUGUUACAAGGAAGAUCCGUGGCUAAAUCAACGGCUGCUUGUCUUGUGACCUGUGCUGAAGUUGAGCGACAGAGAUGGAGGAGACCGGGGGAGUUGGUGGCGCUAGUGCGUACGGAGCUUCGCUCGCAGGCGGUGGCUUCGACUUUCACAAGUUUGCUAAACAACCGCACACUAUCGUGCGCUUCUUGAGUUGGAUUUUUUCCAUCGUGGUCUUCUCCUGCAUCACGGCGGAGGGAUUUGUCAACAGAUCGCACAGUCCCGACGCGCAUUGCGUCUUCAACCAGAAUGACUCGGCGUGUCACUACGCUGUGGGCAUCGGUGUCAUAGCCUUCCUGGCCUGUUUUUUCUUCCUCUUAUUGGAUGCCUACAUGCCGCUGAUGAGCAACGCAAAGGAGAGGAAGUACGCUGUCAUGGCCGACUUGGGAUUCUCAGUUGUGUGGACGUUCCUGUGGUUCGUGUGUUUCUGCCUCCUGACUAGCCAAUGGAGUCGUACGAUUGAUGUCAGAGGAAUCCCCCAGGACGCCGCCCGCUCCGCCAUUGCCUUCUCUUUCUUCUCUAUCGCCACCUGGGGAAUCCUAACCUACUUCGCUUUGGGGAGAUAUCGCCGUGGUGUUGCCGAUGUCACCCAGAGCAUCUAUGCCGAGUCUCCGCCGGAGCAGCACACCCCUUACCCUCCGACCUACGCCCCCUCGGCCUACACCCCCACCACCUACUCCCCGUACCCUUCCAGCGCGCCAGACGACUUCCAACAACCCCCCUUCACCCCCAGCACCACCCAACCCCAGGGGGAAUACCAACCCCCCAACUACUGAGGGGCUCCGCGGUGAAGUUUCCCCUAGGUACAGAUCUAGGAUCAGCUUCACUUCCCCCAUUCCUAACCUUAACCAUUAGUGGGGGAAAUGCAAAACUGACCCAAGAUCAGUGUCUAGGCCAAGGGGCAAUUUCACCAUGCCAUUACUGGGAUAGAAUUAUGGAGAAAGGAAGUGGAAGCUCCUUAUCACCAGACCUGGGUUCAAAUACUAUUUGAAAUAUUUGUUUUGCUUUUGUCUGUCUGGAGUGCAAGGUGGGUGGGGUUUUCACUCUGUCAACGUUUAUAUUGGUUUAAUUUGCAACAGGGAAACUGGAUGAAAGCACAGACCGAUAAAGUAUUUGAAAUGGUUUUAAAUAGUGUUUGAACACAGGUCUGCUCACUACUAAUUCAGUGGAUGAUGUGGUUUAAAGCAGACUUCUACCCUGAGACAGGCGCGGGGGCAAAAGUCAGGUCCUGGUCACGUGACACUGGAGCUCACAUGAUUUGGGAUAUGCGAAAAACAGCCAAUGAGAGCUCUCGUGGGAGGGGCAAGUGCUUGCUUUAGCUAAUCGGUGUGCUUGUCUCCCCCCUCUCUGUUCAGAACUCUAGUCCCCUGCUUCUGUGCUCCAGAAGGAGAAUGUGUGUCUGUCAGCGGAGGCUGGUGGGAGGAAGAUAUAGGAGGACCUGCUCAUUGUAAUGGCUGGGAUGGAAUUAAUGGAUCGGUAUCAAAUAUGGAAACCACAUGUUUGACUCGGUUCCAUUUAUUUCAUCCCAGCCAUUAGUGAGCCGAUCCUCCUAUAUCUUCCUCCCGCCAGCCUCCUCUGGUGUCUGUACAUACUAGAUAUUCAUAGUUGAAACGCCAAUUCUUUGAAUGGCUGUAGUGUCUUUUAAAAAAAACAUUUUAUCUUUUUGUUUUCAAUUUAGCACAAUUAUCUUGAUGACAUGCAAGCACAUGUUUUAUUCAAUGUCAAAAAAGUAUGUUUAUUUAAUUGACCAGUGUAUCGUGAGACUACUGAAUUCUACAGGAUAAGCCAAAUGCCCAAGAAAGCCUUACUAUUAAUGUCCUAUGUAAACUGCUGGGUUUUUGUCCCACUUCAGGAGCUGUAAGCAGACUUUGACGGUGUCCCAAAUGGCACCCUAUUCCCUUUAUAGUGCACUACUUUUGACCAGGACCCAUAAGGCUCUGGUUAAAAGUAGUGCACUAUAUAUAGGGGAUAGGGUGUCAUUUAGGAUUCAGGCUACAAGUCCUUUCUCAUAACUCUUAGACCCUGUCUAUCUGAUAACAGUCAAGGUAAAGCCAUAAAAAGCCAAAGGGAAAAAACACAUUAAACCACCCAUUGAAAACAA
Oncorhynchus keta (chum salmon) is the source of this 2265-nucleotide messenger RNA. RefSeq names its product synaptogyrin 2b (gene syngr2b). Bases 203 to 940 code for a protein of 245 amino acids. Gene Ontology annotation, cellular component: neuromuscular junction; synaptic vesicle membrane. NCBI's taxonomy places the organism in Eukaryota, Metazoa, Chordata, Actinopteri, Salmoniformes, Salmonidae. The record is from RefSeq and is a predicted model, not a curated record. The transcript has 5 exons.